AACAAUAAUACAAAUGAUCAUAAGUAAUAAGUGUGCAAAAUUUGAAAACAAUCGGAUAACCAACCAAAAAGUUCAUUCAAAAACAUAUUUUUUUAUUUAACUUGAACGCCCUGUAUAUUUAUUGAGUUUUAGCAAAAGUGUUAUAGAAACUUGUCACACUCAUUUUUGCUGUAAAUUUGCCUCGUUAAGUGUUGGUCGCACCUUUUCCGGACACCCUGUAUUUUCUAAAUCAGGAAAAAAUUGCGCUGUUUAAACAUGUAAUGAUGUACCAUUGCCAAUAAUUGAUAAACUGUCAACUUUGGAUAUUUGGACACAAGAAACAAAACAUAAACUUUUUAUUUUAACACAUUUUCAAAUAAUCGCUGCCUGCAGUGCGGUGCUAAAAUAUACAGGAAAAUGUUGGUUAAACACCUGGUGUACAAAUGACAAUGGUGGCUCUGAUACUAAUUAUUGUAAAUAUAUUCUGAUCCAUAAAGAACUAUGUAAAAAUAGCCGAAUUGAGUUUCUUUAUGUAAUCAUUAUGUUCAAACUGCAAUUUAAGGUUCUUUCACUUUCAGAAGUCCGUGAUGACAUCGCUGGGAAAACACAUUCAGAUGAUAGUACAGUCCUAAACAUUACUCACACAGAGAGCAGCAUUACUGUUCCAAUGCCGAGUGUUGAUGAGCACCAAAGUAGUGAACAUUUCGAGACGUCGGUUUCUCAAGUUUCACAUUUGGAGCCGUCUUCCGAUUCCCAUGAGGUCGACUUUACCCGACCCCCGAUAGUUGGCGAGAACCAGCAGGAAUUAUGCAACAAUUCCAUGCAGGAAACAAGCGAUUAUGCUUAUGAUUGCGGUCAGGAGCCAUGCACCGAAGAUAAUACCAGCCGUGAUGGCUGUGUUUUAUCUGAUGAAUGUCCACAGAAAAUGAAUUCAGACGUAAAUCUUGAGUGCAUCAAGCAAGAUCGUAAGGAAUCGAAUCAAUCUAGGACACAAAAGACAAGUAAUUAUGAUGGCAGUGUGGAUACAAUUCGAAGUAACGUUACAUGCUUGCCCAAAACUUCAAAUGAAGGAGAUUUACAAUCCGAAGUCAAUUCAGAUGAUUUGGGUGACACUGAAAGUUCGUUGUUGGCUUCUGAUUCAGAUGCUGAAGAUGGCGAUAAUUUGCCUGUCUCUCAUUCUAUCCGCUGUAACACAUUGAACGGCGUAGUGCAACCCGUCAUCUUAGCCAAAAAUGAUCCAAAAGAAUAUAACUCCUCCGACUUGGCGGAAGAACACAAUUUAGAAAAAAAUAAGUCAUAUGAACAACCUACUCUUUUAAAUAACGGUUCGACCCAGGAAACCUGUAACAUAUCAGAUGAAAGUAGUCCUGGCUUUUUGGAAGAGCAGUCUGGUGCAUUAAUUGGCAGCCCCGUUGAAAUUGAUAAACAAGAUGUAACUGCUCCUGGAAAUAGCGCCGUGAAUGAUGGUAUUUCCCACAAACCAAAUGGGAACGUUUGCAAUGAGCCGGACACUUGUGUGCACGAGGAAACAUUAUUAAAUAGUACUUCAGAUUUACCAAAACCCAGUUCAGUGGAAGUUAACAGUUGGGAUGGACACUUAUCAAAUAAACAGGAAACUUCUGAUCAGAAGAUCAAUUCAAAUGAGAUUAAAUCCAGCAUGUCAGAUGUAAAUAUUCCCUUUGUUUCGGAAGCACCGAUGCAGACUUCAAUGGACUGUAAUGUAAACGAGUUGAACGAUAAAGUUGCAAUUAGGAGUGAAUCAUGUGAUUUGGAAGCAAGUAAGAAAUAUGCUCUGGAUACAGUCGCAAUCAAUGAUCUAGUUUCAGAAGUCCGUCCUAACAUCGCUGGGAAAACACAUUCCGAUGAUAGUACCGUCCUAAAAAUGACUCACACAGAGAGCAGCAUGACAGUUCCAAUGCUCAGUGUUACUGACUACCAAAGUGGUAAAUAUUUCGGGACGACGGUUCCUCAAGUUUCACACUUGGAACCGUCUUCUGAUUUCCUUAAUUUCGACUUUAUCCGAUCUGCGUUAGUUGGCGUGAACCAGCAGAAAUUAUGCAUCAAUUCCAUACGGGAAGCAAGCUAUUAUGCUUGUGCAUACGAUCAGGAGCAAUGCACCAAAGACAAUACCGGCCGCGAUGGCUCUGCUUUAUCUGAUGAACGUCCACAGGAAAUGAAUCUUGAGUACAUCAAGCAAAAUCGUAAAAGAUCGAAACAAUCUAGGAAACGAAAGGCAAGUUAUUGUGAUGACACUGUGGAUACAAAACGAAGGCGAGAAACGAGAAACGUUAUAUCGUGGCCGAAACCUUUAAAUGAAGGAGAUGUACGGUUCAGAGUCAAUUCAGACGAUUUGAGUGAGAAGUCUUCUGAUGCGUCCAUCGAAAUUGCAUCGCCACCAUACGAAACGCUGGACAAGGACAAUGUGAAAUCGCAUUUUGAAGCGAGGAUGAAACUGCAAACACUAGCUGCUUGGAAAUAUCGGGAACUAGCUUCGUCGUCACUUUUAACUACUGCAGAUGACAUGCCAUCGUCAGCUGUUGGUUCUAGCCAUUACGAAUGUCCGGUCGAUCUCAGCAACACGGGCAGAUCUAGGAUUGACCAUCACGCAAAAAAAUGUCCAGACGUACCAGAUAAAAAGUUGGGUUCCAAAAAGUUCAGAACCUGUCGUGAAGUAUAUGAGAGUUUUUCGAGGGCCGAAUCAGAUGGAGGAGAACUGGCUGGAGGGACAUAUGAUCAACAGCAAAAUGCUCACAAAGACGGUGUAAAAGCCAAAGUGGUACCUAGAACAUCUGCUCUAACUGAACAAUCAUAUACUGGUGUGAACCCGGAAGAUAGUUAUAGGGACAUCAGUUAUCGACCCGGAUCUAAAACUGUAGGAUUUUCUAAGAAAAGUGUUUUGAAGUAUAGAUCAGAAGAGAAGAAAAAGGUACACUUUAGCGUUGGCGAAGACGAAUUCCAGAACGGCCUGGAAGGGCCAGUGGGAAAGCCCAUGCGUCAUAGCUCCGAAAUCAUAUCCGAUUUUUGUUGGGAUGACAGUCAGCAGCCAUACUCUGUGUCCGUAAAACCUGUUAGUCAACUAAAGGACGUAAAGUUGGAGUCCAUCUCAAAGAAACACAAAGCUAUAAAUACACAGAUUGAUAACACCCUGCUCUCUGAUGCCCUAAUAGAUGGACGCCUCCUAUAUGAUAUGCAGCAGGCAGACGUUUACUCCCAAAGCUUUAUUAAUGAAAGUUCAGGUGGUCACUUAAAUGAUAUAGGGGCUGAUCCCUAUUUGUAUUUUAGCAACCCGAUACUUGUAGAGGACGGCUUUAAAAUCCCCAGUCCUUCGGAGGACUUUGCGAUGGUGGGAUUUGAUUCUCUGGGAGUAAUGAAAGAUAGCGGUUUGGUAAUGAACUUUACUCCUUGCAAACCUGCGGCAAUUCCUUUAAAUUACUCGCUGCACGGAUCAGCUUCUGCAACUUCAAACGAGCUGCAAGUUCAGAGGGAGUCUGAGCAAGAGGUUAAGCUGACGCUGCCACCAAAAAAGCGUAAGCUAACAGAUGAAGAGGAACUGAACAUACUUCUAACUCUCAAGUACAUGGAAGAAUCAGAGCAGAGUCAAAAAUUGCAGAAGUCAUACCCGGCGGAACGGCAGAUGUCAAUUGCGGAAAUUCAAAGAGAUAAUCCCAAAUUCAGGACGCCGGCGGCGCGUAAAGAAUACCCAACUUUACCGCAGGUUUAUCAGAAGUACCCGGACCAAUGUCCAGACCAAUACGGCAACAUUACUAACUUCUUCAUUAGCGGAUUUGCACAGAUUUCUCACAAAUUAAAUAAGCAUUCCGAUAAUGAAUUGGUCAUUACAAUUGAAGAUUCUCAAGGGCAGUACACUGCGCCGCAGCAGACCCCAUGUGUGGAACAAAGUUCUGCAACUGAGGCAACCGAGCCGGUUCUACCCCCGCCAAGAGCUAAGAGAGGCCGUAAUCCGAGUACUGUAGUCAAAUCGCCAGGUGUAAAAAGAGGCCGGGGAAGACCGCGAAAAAAUCCCCUUUAGGGGCUGGGGAUUUAUUAGAGCCGUUCCUAUAUAAAUCGUUGUUAAUUUAAGUUUGUUUUUGUUACUUAUUCCACCACGUCAAUUCCACCACGAAGUUGGAAGCAGAAGAAAGAAGAUGAAGAAAAUUAAACAAAAUUCAAGCAGCGUCAUAGGGGCAAUGUGAUGAAUAUAUUUCAAGUUAAUGAUGCCCAAAGCAUGCCCCAUUUUUUGUUGCGCUCAAUAUUUGACGGAGAUAUUUUCCUAGAAGUUUCAAAUUAUAAGAAUUAAAUAGCUUUUCUGAAAGUUCACAUGCCAAAAUAUUGCUAAAUUGAUUACUACUGACAUAUCGAUAUAAAACCUCAUCUAUUUUUAUCAUCAAUGUCAAAUAUUGGGUGUAAGUUUUAGAAGGAUAAACAGUAAAUCUAAAUAAUCCAUAACUAAUGAAAUGUUACGUUUAGCGACAAUGUUAAUAAUGAAAAAGUAAUAAGUACAUCAAUUUUAAGGCCAACCACACAAAACCCAAAAUGGAAAUUAUCGAAAUGAGAAGAAAGGACGGAAAAGAAAGACAGUUGCAUUUUCAGAUACUCUUUCCUAUGCUGCCCCUGAGACAAUGGCUGUAUCAUAUCAAGCUGAAAGCCUGAGUGCAACGAGAACUGCUAGUGGACGUGUCGCAAGAAAACCUAAAGGCAAGGACUACGACGAUGUGACUCAAAAAUCAAGUCGUACGCAAAAGUCCAAGUUCAAAAGUUGACUGAAAGACUACGUGCGGCUGUGCGACUUGCAGAUACAUAUUAGACUUUCAACGUAGGUUUGCUCUGUGUUUUGAAAUGCCGAGUUUUUGAGCAAACCUUUUAGUUUUUAGCCAGAACUGAGCGUUACUGAAUACGGGCUGUGAUUUUUUGUAUAAGAUUUAUGUUUCAAUGUAAGUCAGUGGAGCACACGACGUAUUCUAAGAUUAAAAUACCUACUAAGAUGUAAUUAUUAUUUUUUUCUUAUUCUAAGUAAGUGUAAUUUACUAGAGUGGAUUUCUUUUGGAAAAAGAAUUGGCUCACAUAGUUAUGUUAUUUACUCAGUGAAAUUUGUAUAUUUGUAUUUAUAGUGUAUUUUCCAGUGUCUAAAAUGCAAAAAAACCAAAUUUCGGGUUUCUUUGCUUCGGCAUAAAUAACUCGGGUGUUAGCCUACGUUGUAGUGUUAAUUGUUAAACUGUAGUAUAAAAUUGAUUGUAAUACUUGUUGUGUACAUCCCUCUGUACAAAGUCGAUUAUUUAUUAUUUUUCUCUGUAGUAAAUGUAUGUAAGAAAGAUGUAAUAUGUUUGUAAAUGUCCCUUGGCUGGCUUGAAAUAAAAUUUUGUUGACAA
Messenger RNA from Dendroctonus ponderosae (mountain pine beetle), 5345 nucleotides. RefSeq lists its product as uncharacterized. Bases 521 to 4009 code for a protein of 1162 amino acids. NCBI's taxonomy places the organism in Eukaryota, Metazoa, Arthropoda, Insecta, Coleoptera, Curculionidae. The transcript has 12 exons. The record is from RefSeq and is a predicted model, not a curated record.